GUGUAGUAGAAAUAGAAAUCCAGUUGGUCAGUGGCUGCCUUAAAGCAUACUUGUAUCGCUGUUGUCCUCUUUUGUUUAUACACCGAUCGUACUUACGAUUCGGUGAUCAUCAACACAGAUAAAAGUUUUCUUCCUUAUCUUAUUCUUCCGAAAAUGGCCCGAGCGUUUGUGAGCGCGUGAUAGUUGACUGUGCUGUGAUUUGAAUUUGUUCUGCUUGUUUUUUGUUUGUUUUUAUAUUGCUGAAUUAUGGAUAAUUUGUCAUGGUGAUUCUACCAUCGUGACAAUGCUAACAUUAUGGUUUACAUGCUUCGAUUGAUAACAGGUCUUCUCAUCCUAUGUGUAUUUGAAAUAGGAACAACAAAAAUCACAGAACCACCUCCCCAAAACUUAACAUCAACUCCGAAAAAUGAAAUUCCCACAAAAGAAUCUCUGUCAGUUGAGUUCAAUACCUUGAAACCGCAUAAACACAAAUCGUCAAUAACAGAUAAGGAUGUGGAGAACAUAGUAAAACCUUUCAAAUUCGCCGCCGAUAACAAAGAUAAUAUCACCACAGUCAAAUUAAAAAAAUCCGAACCAUACGCCAAUGUGAGAUUAUCGAACAAAGUGGUUAACAGGACCAAUGUUGGACGAUCAGUCGAUAUAGAUAUAGAUAAAUUCACGGCUCCAGUUGAUCACAAUGCUGUGUACACCUUACCAGACACCAAAGAAUUCGCAGACAAAGAUGAAUCUUUCAGUCCCUUUCACAGCACGAAGGGAGACAGCACCUUUGAGUUUUCAAGUGAAUUGACAACACCUAAAACUCCUUACUUCGAUAAAAAACACAAGGAAGUUGUAGAAAGUCUGAACAAAAAGCUUCAAGACAUUCCGAACUCCGAUUUCGAAAAUACAACAUUCUCAAAAAAUUAUAGUUCUGAUAAUUUCAUCGAUGGGCCAGAGGACAACGCAGACAAAACUAAAUUAGAAUAUAGAAGUUUAGAGAUAGAGAAGAGCAAAAGUAACCCAACCGAAAACGUGAAAGAAACGAGAACUUCGAUUCGAUUCGAAAACAAAUAUAACAUCUCAACAUCGUAUGAAACUAGUACACCUAACGAAGAAAGCAAUGAGUUGCACAAGGAUAGGGUGAAACAUUUACUGAACGACGAUACUGUUAACGAAGUUAAACAUAUCCCCUCAAUUGGUGGGUCGAUUAAAAAACAAGAAUUGCAUGUUACUACACUGAGGUACAGUAUCACGAAACCUGUCACCGAAAAGAGUGAUUCAGCAAUAAUCAGCAAUAAAAUAGAAGGGGAAUCUACAACCACCCCAUUAUCUACCCUUCCACUAUUCAGUAAUAAACCAAACAAUUCCAGAAGGGGUUCGAUCAAAUUUGCCGAUUACAACAAACUGAAUUCAACUUUAGUUUCGUCACCCCCUGCAAAUAAACCUACAGAACAAACUGUCGAGGAAAACCAAGUUGUGCCCGUUCAUGUCACAGCUCCAAAUAAAGAAACAUUAACCAAUCAUGUAAGUGCUACUACACCUCGUAAAAUCGAAUCUGAAAGUAUAACAACUGUUAAAUUCGAAUCUGUUUUACUGAAGAAUAAUACAGUGGAACCGACUGAUCACCAGAGCACGACUGUGUACAUAUUCGUGCAACCAGAAGAAUUGAAAGAUUUAACGACCAUACGAAAUGAAAUUAAUGAAGUCCAAAGAGCAACUGUUGCUUCCACUCCUAAUGAAGUUCAAAAAGCAACUGUUGCCUCCACUCCUAGAGCAUUUCAAAAGUUACCUACAACUGAAGCAGCGUUCCCUGAAACUACUGUUUCACAAAUUCCAAAGAAACAAUAUGAGGAAAUCAGUACUGUAUCAGAUUUCGAUGAACGAACUACAGCUGUAACAUCAAUUCCUAGAGGAUUUAGCUUACCGACCACUGAUCAUAACAAACCAAUGAGGGAACAAACAACAGAGAAAGUAAAAGAAAUUACUACCCCAAUACCCUUUACAAAUAAGGAGGAAACAAUUAAAGAAAACUACAAUAUAUAUAGCACCGAAUCACCAGUGAUAUCUACCACUGAAACUAAAACCACAACAGAUGCUGUAACUUCGACAAUAAGUAAUGAAGCUGAAAUAAAAACUACAUUCGCUCCUAUUGAAACAACAACAAUUAUGUCUGAAAGCACAAGUCCUUCACUUGAAACUACAACAGAAUUACAACAAACAACAACAAUUCUGCCUGAAAGUACAACAAAACUUCCACAACAAACAACAACAAAUUUGCCUGAAACUACAACAUUAGUUCCACAACAAACAACAGUUAUUGAACUGAGAUCUUCAAAGAAUAUAAAAUUUGUUGAGACAACUGAAGCUUUUACAACCCAAGAAACUACAACGGACAUGUUUGAAACUACAACGUUCAAAACAGAUGUUUCUUCGGAAACUACUACAAUUGUUGAUGAAAUUUCUACACAAACCAAUGAGGGAGUAACAACUGAAGGUCCAACAACUCUUCCAACAACAACGAACGAAAUAUCUUCCGUUGAGGAAACUUCUGAUUUUGUUACCAAAGUUGUAUUUGAUAGCACACCUACGAAAAAUUUGUUAGAAAAUGCAACAGCCGAAGAGAAACCUACAGAAGAAUCAAAAACUACACCAACAACAUCCUUCAACUUCGUCCAUAUCAAAAAUAUUGAUAAGAAUCAUACAACCUUGACGCCAGACGAGUUGAAACCAAAUGAGAUAUAUGCAACGCCCGCGUCUUCAGAACCUAUUGACAAUUUGACAACUACUACAGAAACUUCUUCGGAUGAAACUACAUCUUCCGGUUUGGAUGGACCAACCAGCAGCAGUGGUACUGUAGUGGCCAUUAUUAUCUCCUGCGUUGGGGGAAUAUGUUUAAUAGCAUUAGCAUUUCUACUGAUUGUUAUGAGAAACCGACAAAACAGCUUCAGUUAUGGACAGAGAUGCAGACCUGUUUCUUUGGACGAUUACAGUGUUGAUAACGUAUCCGUCUUCAACAGUGUUAGAAGAAAGACAAUUAACAGAGGAUCUAAAAAGUCUUAUGGAAAUCCGGCAUUUGAAGAUCCAGUCUGUCUCAGUCACCCUUUGAACUUCCCAGCUAUAUCCAAAUUCGCUAACAACCAAGAAGAUGUGAUCGCUGAAUUCCAUGAUAUCCCACAAAUAGUUGCUAGAACUUCAGAAUUGCAGGAAGGUUGUGAAACAAAGAACAGAUACGCAAAUGUUAUACCCCUUCCCGAAAGCAGAGUGUUCCUGAAUCAUAUAGAAGGCUAUCCCAAUAGCGACUAUAUCAAUGCAAAUUUCGUAACGGGACCUAAAAACAUUAGGAAGUAUUACAUCGCAUGCCAAGCUCCAAUGUCGAAUACAGUAGAUGAUUUUUGGCGUAUGAUUUGGGAACAACAAAGCAAAGUGAUUCUGAUGCUGACCCAUUUGUAUGAGAAUGGAAUUGAAAAAUGUUUCGAUUACUUGCCACCCUCGGAAGUGCUUGACUGUCAUAGACUGUUUGGUGACUAUCAAGUCACUCUGAAGAAACGGGAGGUUAAGGAAAAAUAUAUCAUAUCUAGUAUACAACUGAAGAAUAUGGUUUCUAACAGUUGGAGGGAGGUUACCCACUUCUGGUACAUGGGAUGGCCGGAAAAAGGAGUACCAACUGAGGCAAACUCCAUCAUAGCUUUCCUCAUUGAGGCCAGAAGUUUCAUGAAGACUGUAACAAUUGAUAAAAAACUCAUCAGGAAUGGAGAUAUGAACGGGACUGCUGAGGUGAACCCUGUGGUGGUCCACUGUAGUCCUGGUACAGGAAGAACUGGUGCUGUAAUAACUUGUGAUAUCGCUAUAAGAGAAUUCGAACAAACACGUCAAGUAGACAUUCCGAAGAUAGUUUAUAAGAUCAGGAGAGAUAGGGCUGGCGCUGUACAAACUAAGGAACAAUAUGCGUUUAUUUAUAAGGUGAUUGACUUGUAUGCAACUAAACUAGCUGGUGGUAAUCUGGAGUCCAUCUAGGAAGGAUUUCAAGAAGACCACACGUCAUGGAAUUUUUGUGAUAUUAGUUUCCUCAGAUGUUGCGCCCGUCUGUGUAACAUCAGGAAAAUGAAAACUAAGAAUUGACUUUAUGACCAAAAAAGAACAAAAAGUAUUAUGGAAUAUAUCUGCAAUAAUCAUAUCAAUCCUUUGAUUUCAAUUCGAUUAGAUAGAAUAGGACUAUUUUAUAUCUUUCUCAUCUUAUGUUACCUUAUAUGUCAGCGAAAUUUGUAAUUUGUAUAUAGUUGUAAAAGUUUUUUUUCUGUAUAUAUAGAUGUUUCCUUGAAAAGUUUUUAUGGAGAAUUAUCAGUUGUGUAUUAUAUUUUAUUUCAGAGGUCUCAUUUCAUCGUUGUCUGUUUUUAUUCGGUGAAUAAAAUUAUGUUGAAUCAAUGAAUGAAUAAAUAUUUUGAGUAACAAAGA
Molecule: messenger RNA, 4431 nt
Organism: Harmonia axyridis
Lineage: Eukaryota; Metazoa; Arthropoda; Insecta; Coleoptera; Coccinellidae
Product: agglutinin-like protein 9
Exons: 10
Coding region: 295-3993 (1232 amino acids)
Biological process (GO): protein dephosphorylation
Molecular function (GO): protein tyrosine phosphatase activity
Source: RefSeq, a predicted model, not a curated record